Messenger RNA from Penicillium pulvis, 938 nucleotides. Its product is annotated as kinase-related protein. Lineage: Eukaryota; Fungi; Ascomycota; Eurotiomycetes; Eurotiales; Aspergillaceae. Bases 83 to 832 code for a protein of 249 amino acids. The record is from RefSeq and is a predicted model, not a curated record. Gene Ontology annotation, cellular component: cytoplasm. The transcript has 2 exons.
ACACGACACGAAGUCGCCUGAAGAUUGCGCGCCUAGCACACACAAGCAUUCACCGGGACCUUGCUAUAUCCGACGUUCAUUUAUGAUAUAUACACUUGAUUUGCAAUCCCAUUGCAUCAUGAAUCCACAGGUGGAGCACCUAGUCAAGAAGACCUGGGCAAAGUUCCGCUCAACCCCCGAUGAUGCCCGCUUAAUGAUCGCCGUCAGUGGCAUCCCAGGCUCCGGCAAGACAGCCCUCGCCAACAUGAUGACGCAACAAAUCAACAAGAUCUAUGCCUCAGAAAACCCCAGUUCAACGCCAAUCGCUACCGCAGUGCCAAUGGACGGAUACCACCUCACCCGAGCCCAGCUAUCCGCAAUGUCAGACCCGGACCACGCAUUCGCGCGCCGGGGUGCAGCAUUCACUUUUGACGGAGAGAAAUUUCUAGAGCUUGUUCAGGCUCUACGGGAACCGCUGACAUUGUCUUCGACGGCCCUGUACGCUCCCAGCUUUGAUCAUGCAAUUAAGGAUCCUGUCGAUGAUGAUAUUGCUAUCCCGGCGUCUUGUCGGGUAAUUUUCUUUGAAGGAAAUUAUUUAAGUCUAAAUAAGGGGCCAUGGGAUCUGGCGGCUGGACUGAUGGAUGAGUUGUGGUUUGUGGAUGUUGAUUUUGAGGUUGCGAGAACUAGGCUCGUUAAGAGGCAUGUUAAGGCGGGGAUUGCGAAGGACGAGGAGGCGGCUGAUAAGAGGGUCAGGGAGAAUGAUUUGGUCAAUGGGAAAGAGAUUGUGGAUUGUAGGCUACCGAUCCAGGAGAUGGUUUCGAGUAUCUAUGAUCCCACGUGGGAGAAGUCAUAGUCUUUGCGCAGAUGAUGGAGUGAAGAUUGCAGAGCAUUGUGUCGGUAUGAUAGAAUAAUGCUGCAUAGAGUGAUACCUAGGUACUAAUGUGACUCCCGAGAUUGGC